UGCGCGAGCGUGCAUCCUGGCUGAAAUUUCAACGUGUUGGAAGAACAGGAAAACUUGGAUUUUGUCUGUUUAUGUCUCGGUGCCGAGAUUGAGUUUGAUUGUGAACGACUGUGAACAUGAACAAGUAAACAUUAGUCGAUUCAUGAAGACAGCAAACAUGAUGAGCUGAUGAAAACCAGUUGUUGGUGACUUUUUUGUAGUGAACUAUAAACUGUACUUAUUGAGCUUCUCACAACGAAAGCUCAUAGUGUGGCACGUGUGGCCUUCCUUCACACACGCUGAGUGGAUAUUAGAUCCAUCGAGUAUUAACUGGAUUUGCUGAGUUUCCAUUCCAUGCCAUCACCAUGGUGUUGUCACAGAGACAGAGAGAAGAACUAAAUAAAGCCAUCGCGGAUUACCUGCGAUCAAAUGGCUAUGAGAAUGCUCUACAUGAGUUCCAGAAAGAGGCUGAUUUGCCUGGAGAUGUAGAAAGAAAGUACAACGGACUCCUGGAGAAGAAAUGGACUUCAGUGAUCAGACUACAGAAGAAGGUGAUGGACCUGGAGUGCAAACUGAAUGAGACGGAGAAGGAAUAUACCACAGGAGGACCUAACCAGAAACGUUCUCCAACAGAGUGGAUACCGCGACCUCCAGAGCGUUACUCACUGACCGGCCAUCGUAGCACUAUUACUAGAGUAUUGUUCCAUCCUGUAUACAGUGUUAUGGUCACAGCUUCUGAAGAUGCUACGAUAAAGGUUUGGGAUUAUGAGGCUGGUGACUUUGAACGUACUCUCAAAGGUCACACGGACAGUGUACAAGAUAUAUGCUUUGAUCACACAGGAAAAAUACUAGCAUCAUGCUCGGCUGACAUGACAGUUAAGCUUUGGGACUUUCAGGCGUAUGAGUGCAUUAAAACAAUGCACGGCCAUGAUCACAACAUCUCAUCCGUUAGCUUCAUGCCCACCGGUGACUUUGUCGUGUCUGGGUCCAGGGACAAGACAAUCAAAAUGUGGGAGGUGGCCACAGGGUAUUGUGUAAAGACGUUUCAAGGUCACAGGGAAUGGGUGAGGAUGGUGAAAGUGAACUAUGACGGCUCCUUGCUAGCGAGUGCUUCCAAUGACCAGACUGUGCGAGUAUGGGUGGUAGCCACCAAGGAAUGCAAGCUAGAGCUGAGGGAACAUGAUCAUGUUGUAGAGUGUGUCAGCUGGGCACCAGAGUGCGCUCAUCCCACCAUCAAUGAAGCUAUCGGUGCAGAACUGACUCUGGUUAAUAAAAUUGAUGGAAAACAGACGAAGAAGAACCAGAGGUCAGGACCAUUCUUGGUGUCAGGAUCCAGAGACAAGAGCAUCAAGGUGUGGGAUGUUAGCGCUGGUGUCUGCAUUAUAACCCUGACUGGUCAUGAUAACUGGGUGCGAGGAGUUUUAUUCCAUCCAGGAGGCAAGUUCAUAGUGAGUGCGUCUGAUGAUAAGACCAUUAGGGUGUGGGAUUAUAAGAAUCGACGCUGUCAGAAGGUUCUCAACGCACACACACACUUUGUCACCUCCCUCGAUUUCCACAAGUCCGCUCCGUUCAUCAUCAGCGGUAGCGUUGACCUAUCAGUCAAAGUCUGGGAGUGCCGUUAAUGAUACCCAGGGUGGGUCUCAUCCUAUUUAAAUGUAUCUCUACUACUAUAUAACCAAUGGCAACCUUGUACAUGUAUGCACAGCUUUAACAUACAACCAGUCAUAUCUCUUACUAUUACUAGCAGACUAACUUCUAAGGGUUUCGUGUUGUUGGUUUGGGUGAUUUUUUGUUUCUGCCACCGUGUGUGUUUACUCGGUGGAGCAUGUUUAAAACGCCACAGUAAAGUCCAGUGAUUUGACUUGUGGUGUCUCUGUGUGUUGAUGAAGGGUGAAACAACAGCAUCCUAUCAAGUGGAACUUCAGAAUAAACUGAUAUUCUUUUAGGAUUAAACACCAACUGUGCAAAUUGUCAACUGGAAACUGGUUUAACGAAACACCUCCAAAAUAGGAUGACAUAUCAACAUUUAAUAAAUGUCUUGCACAAAGAUUUGUUGAUAUCGGAGUAAGGUUAAGUAAUUCCGAAAACUGUUUGCCACAUAACAGUCACUUUGGACUACAAAGUUAACUUUAGCCUGUUUUAGCAACCUGCUUUGGGAAAUUUUCAUUAAGAACCGAAAAAUGAUAUAGAUGCUGCUGUUACUACUUUCAUCCUCACACAAAACGAGGGGGGGGGGUCUAAAUUUGGUUUCAAGUACUACGCGGAAACUAGCACCCCGAGUGGCUAGAUUGACAAUAAUAUAAAGAAUUCUAGUAUUACCAUUGUGCUUUAACACUGUAGUGACAAUUAUUGUGUUUCGUUAGUUAAAAGUGCUCUGUUAAAAGACACCAUAUCGUAUUGCAUGAAAAGUCGCCUUUGGGAUAUUGGAAGUGCAUCUUGUUUUUCUUAAAUGUGCAUUGAAAGAGUACUUAAGAGGUGAUAAGAUAAUAUAUGUCAAAAGAUAAGUGCUAGUUUAGUGAAAUUUUUAGGAAAAUCACUUCGGUCAUUUGUCAACUGUUUUGGACAAAUUUAGAAAAUAAUUUGCUGUAUUUGUUACUACACGUUGCCUUUGAUCAGUCGAGUUGGUCUUUGAAAAGCG
Molecule: messenger RNA, 2617 nt
Organism: Asterias rubens (European starfish)
Lineage: Eukaryota; Metazoa; Echinodermata; Asteroidea; Forcipulatida; Asteriidae
Product: lissencephaly-1 homolog
Exons: 12
Coding region: 345-1601 (418 amino acids)
Biological process (GO): nuclear migration; vesicle transport along microtubule; microtubule organizing center organization
Cellular component (GO): nuclear envelope; kinetochore; cytoplasmic microtubule
Molecular function (GO): microtubule plus-end binding; dynein complex binding
Source: RefSeq, a predicted model, not a curated record